CGAUCAAGAAAGGGCACCGUUAUACACAACCCUCCUCCUUACCGACUCGACUGCACAUUAUCAUGCUAUUCCCCAAACUAUAUACAGGUCCAAGUGGCAAGAUCAUCAGCACUGGCCGUCAGAGCCGCCCAACAGGGCAGACGCUAAGAGUCGGGUCACGCCCGUCAGAGCCUGUCGCGAACUACGGCGGGGCUUCACAGAGGCUCAGCUCCCCACUUGUGGAUUCAGCAGAGGGCUCAACAUCAGACGAAUGGCGCCGCAAAGAACGAAACCACCGAGUAAUCGAUCGCUAGCAAGUCACCUCCUUCAGGUAAAUCCCAAGCACGCCGUAGCUAGUGCUCAUUGGUCACAUGGGCUUACUCAGAGCGUAGCCCAGCGGCUUGGACGGCUCUGGACGGGUAGUGCAUUUACCAUCUUUCUAACUGCAGCUUAACAUGGCAUAACUCAGAAUGAUGUCAUCA
Molecule: messenger RNA, 461 nt
Organism: Parathielavia appendiculata
Lineage: Eukaryota; Fungi; Ascomycota; Sordariomycetes; Sordariales; Chaetomiaceae
Exons: 1
Coding region: 63-293 (76 amino acids)
Source: RefSeq, a predicted model, not a curated record